ACCCCACGUCCACUCCACAGUCUGCAGCAUCCCAACCCAACCCAACGCCUCGCCCACGAAAAGCUGCCAAGCGAGUCGAGUCGAGACGAGACGAGACGAGACGAGCCAUGUCGGCCGCCAGCACCGAGACGAGCGCCCCACCGCUGCCCUCCGCCGCCGCCGGCCGCGUCUUCUUCCAGGCCGCGCCCGGCGUCGGCUGCGCCGGAUCGGCCCCGCUGGUCGUCAGCGGCGGUUCGGACGACCCGGUGCAGAAGCGGCAGGGCAAAGUGACUGUCAAGUACGACCGCAAGGAGCUGAGGAAGCGGCUGGUGCUCGAGGAGUGGAUCAUCGAGCAGCUCAGCGAACUCUACGACUGCGAGGAGGAAGAGAUGCCCGAGGUGGAGAUCGACAUCGACGACCUUUUGGAGGUGACCAGCGAUGACGAGAGAGCCGUCAAGCUGCAGGAAUCCUUAAUAGACUGUUACAAACCGACAGAGGAUUUUGUCCGUGAGUUGCUGGGCAGGAUAAGAGGAAUGAGGAAGCUCAGCGCUCCAUCUAAGAAGGGUCUAUAAUGUCAGAGAGCUCGACCUCAUCGGCUUUGGAACCCCCCCGCCCCGCCCCGCCCCGCCCCG
This is a messenger RNA of Syngnathus typhle (broad-nosed pipefish), 611 nucleotides long. It is a transcript of the gene ppp1r14c, whose product is annotated as protein phosphatase 1, regulatory (inhibitor) subunit 14C. Gene Ontology annotation, biological process: regulation of phosphorylation. Gene Ontology annotation, molecular function: protein serine/threonine phosphatase inhibitor activity. Gene Ontology annotation, cellular component: cytoplasm. The transcript has 4 exons. The record is from RefSeq and is a predicted model, not a curated record. Bases 108 to 551 code for a protein of 147 amino acids. NCBI's taxonomy places the organism in Eukaryota, Metazoa, Chordata, Actinopteri, Syngnathiformes, Syngnathidae.